GGAGUUGUUGGGCGUGAAAACAAGAAACGACAAACAGAGUUGCUUUUCAGCUUCACAAAAAAAAAAAAAAAAAAAAUUGCUUUUGAGAGAGCCGAGAGGAACAGAAAUGGAUGAUAGCAAAAUUCAGGAGUCAAGAAGAUCGCUUGAAGGAAAAUCCAAAGGAACCAUGGGAACUGCUGUGGAGACCUCAAGUUCCGAAGGUCUACAGAUCCUCCAAGCCCAUCAGGGCUUUUUCCGCUGUCACUUUGUCGUUCCAGAUCACCUCUUGGAUCAACAUGGAAAUUGGCACGCCGGAGCGAUAGCCACGCUGAUUGACAUAGUCGGCGCUGCCGCCGUGUACUCUAUUGCGGGUCAUGCCCAAGCUUCCGUGGACUUCACUGUCUCAUUCUUCUCAACGGCCAAGUUUCAAGAAGAGAUUGAAAUAGAGGCCAAGGUUGUCGGAGGACAGGGAAACCUUAUAGCUUUUGUGGUGGAAAUUAUAAGGAAAAGUAGUGGAGAACUUAUUGCCAUUGGUAAGCAAUGGACGACCACAAAACCUCAAGCGAGAAGCAGUAGGCUCUGACUUAAGCUUUUUUAGUUUAGUUUAUAUGGUGAUUUUUCAUGGUUUUAAAGAGAAGAACGAUGUUUACCAAAAAAAAAA
Messenger RNA from Morus notabilis, 640 nucleotides. RefSeq lists its product as uncharacterized. The record is from RefSeq and is a predicted model, not a curated record. NCBI's taxonomy places the organism in Eukaryota, Viridiplantae, Streptophyta, Magnoliopsida, Rosales, Moraceae. The transcript is spliced from 3 exons. Gene Ontology annotation, molecular function: fatty acyl-CoA hydrolase activity. The coding region runs from base 107 to 562 and encodes 151 amino acids.